AUGCGGGUCGUGGACAGCAGCAAAGUCCGCCCUCAGUUUUGCAUUGACAUUGCUGGGUGCCACUGGUGCCACGUCGAAGCAGCGCCGUGGGGGUUGGCACAGACAUUGGGGGAAGAGGCGUUUGCGGUUGCGACAAGAGCGCUCAGGUGGAAAAGUGUGUCGGCCCUCAUCUUGACAGAUCCCCGCUUCCGUAAGGGAGUGUACCAACAUGUGCCUGAACGCUUCAAUGUCUACCAUCAUUUCUUUCGUUGGGCUAUUUUCGCUCUUGAUCUCGCUCUCGCUCUCGCCAUGUUGCCGUUGUUAUUGCCAUGGUAUAAUACUCUUAGUAGUCCUAAAAUAAGACUCUACUUUAACUCUUCAAAUUAA
Molecule: messenger RNA, 366 nt
Organism: Fusarium redolens
Lineage: Eukaryota; Fungi; Ascomycota; Sordariomycetes; Hypocreales; Nectriaceae
Exons: 5
Coding region: 1-366 (121 amino acids)
Source: RefSeq, a predicted model, not a curated record